Molecule: messenger RNA, 3547 nt
Organism: Oryza brachyantha (malo sina)
Lineage: Eukaryota; Viridiplantae; Streptophyta; Magnoliopsida; Poales; Poaceae
Product: probable LRR receptor-like serine/threonine-protein kinase At3g47570
Exons: 2
Coding region: 266-3319 (1017 amino acids)
Biological process (GO): protein phosphorylation
Cellular component (GO): plasma membrane
Molecular function (GO): protein binding; protein kinase activity; ATP binding
Source: RefSeq, a predicted model, not a curated record
GUUGCAUCACUAAUUUUGUAGAGAAAAAAAAAUAGCAGCCUACUUCAAAUAUACUGUACUAACAAAUCUUACUGGAUCGCCGGUGCAACGUAGUGGGGAAAUUCCCUAGUUUAUAUAUCUCCAUUAACAAUCAUUGAAUUAACAAUAUAAAUUCUCCCACUUUCAUCACUACUUGCAGGUUUUUGCACCUCAUAUGCCAACUUCCUCUUGCUCAGGAGUGCCAUCACCGUAGCCUCAAGUCCCAACCUCCAUCAUCUACUCUACCAUGGCAUCCAAAAGAACAUGGCAGCUUUGGAUGCCCUCCCUUCUCUCACAUGCCCUCCUCUUUCUCACAGCCACCUCCCAGUCCAUGGAUGGAGAUGACCUCUCAGCACUCCUGUCAUUCAAAUCCCUCAUCAGAAACGACCCAGGACAGGUGCUGUCCUCCUGGGACGCACUCAGCAACGGCACCAACACCACGGCACUAGAAUUCUGCCGGUGGGCCGGAGUUUCCUGUGACGAUAGCCGGCACCCAGGUCGUAUUACCGCCAUUCAUCUGCGCAACACUGGCCUAGUCGGCACCAUCUCCCCGCGGAUUGGUAACUUGACCCUCCUCCGUGUCCUUGAUUUGUCUGCCAAUAGCCUUGAUGGCGAUAUCCCGGCCAGCCUUAGUGGUUGUCCAAAGCUUCAUGCCAUGAACUUGAGCAUGAACCACCUGUCAGCUGCCAUACCUGAUGAUCUUGGUCAGUUAUCACAGCUUGCCAUAUUCGACGUCGGCCACAACAAUCUCACUGGUGGUAUUCCCAAGUCACUCUCCAACCUCACAUCACUUGUGAAGUUUAUUGUCGAGAGGAACUUCAUCCAUGGACAGGAUUUGAGCUGGUUGGGCAACCUGACAUUGUUGACACACUUUGUUCUUGAAGGGAACCGUUUCACUGGUAACAUCCCUGAAACUUUUGGUAAAAUGAGAAAUAUUAUUUACUUUAGUGUCCAAGGUAACGAGUUCGAAGGCCGUGUUCCACUACCGAUCUUCAAUAUUUCUUCCAUUAGAUACCUAGAUCUUGGGUUCAACAGACUGUCAGGGUCACUUCCACUCGAUAUCGGUGUUAAGCUUCCCAGAAUAAAACGCUUUAACACACUUGCUAACCAUUUUGAGGGCAUAAUACCACCCACCUUCUCAAACGCGUCUGCACUUGAAUACUUGCUUCUUCGUGGAAACAAAUACCAUGGCUUGAUUCCUAGGGAAAUUGGCAUCCAUGGUAAUCUGAAGGUAUUGAUGUUAGGAGAUAAUGCACUGCAAGCAACACAGUCUAGUGAUUGGGAAUUUUUUACAUCAUUAACCAACUGUAGCAGCUUGUUAGCAUUAGAUGUUGGACACAACGACCUUGUUGGUGCAAUGCCAGCUAUCAUUGGAAACCUUAGCAAAGAGCUCUCAUCGAUUGACCUAAGUUACAACCAAAUAAUCGGGACCAUACCUAAAGAUCUGUGGAAGUUUAAACUUACAUCUCUCUCCUUGUCAUAUAACCUCUUCACAGGAACCUUACCUCCUGAUAUUGGCCAACUUCCAAGAAUCAAUAAAAUCUACAUAUCACAUAAUAGAAUCAGUGGGCAGAUACCACAAUCAUUAGGUAAUAUCUCACAGUUGAACCUCCUUGAUGUUUCAAAUAAUUUUCUGGACGGCAGCAUUCCAGUUAGCAUUGGCAACCUUACAAAACUUGAUACCUUGGAUCUUUCCAGUAACACCUUGAUGGACCAAAUUCCACAGGGGAUACUUAAAAUACCUUCCCUUACCAGACUUCUCAACCUCUCCAACAAUGCUCUCAGUGGUUCCAUUCCAACACAAAUUGGGCUCUUGAACAACCUUAUUAGAAUGGACCUCUCAAUGAAUGAGCUAUCUGGUGAAAUUCCAGAAUCCAUUGGCAGCUGUGUCCAACUGAGUUCCUUAAAUUUCCAAGGAAAUGUUCUCCGAGGACAAAUCCCACAAAGUCUAAAUAAUUUAAGGAGCCUUGAUACCCUUGAUCUCUCUAGUAACAACAUGGAAGGUCCCAUACCUGAAUUUCUAGCAAACUUCACGCUUCUAACUAAUCUAAACCUCUCCUUCAACAAACUAUCAGGUCCAGUUCCAGAUAUAGGGAUUUUCCGUAAUGUCACUAUAGUGUCACUCUCAGGUAACAGAAUGCUAUGUGGUGGCCCUCCAUACUUGCAAUUCCCUUCAUGCUCAUCUAAAGAUUCUGACCAGGUUUCCGUGCAUCGACUACAUGUCUUAAUCUUCUGCAUCGUUGGAACCUUGAUAUUCACUUUGUGUUGUAUAACUGUAUACUGGUUUACUACAAGAAGGAUGAAACUGAGUGUCACUGACAAUGUGAACCUAUUUCUCAAUGAGAUGAAUGAGAGGAUAUCCUAUGCUGAACUGCAAGCUGCAACCCAGUCAUUCUCACCGGCAAAUUUGAUUGGCUCUGGAAGCUUUGGCAAUGUAUACAUUGGAAAUCUAGUUAUUGAUCAGAAUAUAGUGCCUGUUGCAAUCAAGGUACUUAACCUUGACCAACAAGGAGCCAGUAGAAGUUUCUUGAUGGAGUGCGAUGCCCUUAGGAGAAUUCGACAUCGCAAGCUUGUCAAGGUGAUCACCGUCUGCAGUGGUUUAGACCAACAUGGUGAUGAAUUCAAGGCACUUGUUCUAGAAUUCAUUUGCAAUGGAAGUUUAGAUGAGUGGCUACAUGCAAACACAACAACACUUACCACAAGCAACGGAAGGCUAAGUUACAUGAAAAGGCUGCAUAUUGCUCUUGAUGUUGCAGAGGCAUUGGAGUAUCUUCACCAUCAUAUUGCGCCACCUAUAGUUCACUGUGAUAUCAAACCAAGCAACAUUCUUCUAGAUGAUGACAUGGUGGCCCAUGUUACGGACUUCGGCCUAGCAAAAAUAACGAAUGCUGAACCAUGCACAGAAAGCAGCUCAUUUGUGAUUAAAGGAACAAUUGGAUAUGUUGCACCAGAAUAUGGCACAGGAUCUCCGGUCUCCAUGGAAGGUGACAUACAUAGCUACGGGGUGCUGUUAUUGGAAAUGUUUACCGGAAGAAAACCAACUGAGACUUUCAACAACAGUAUGACAAAUCUUAUCGACUAUGUCAAGAUGGCCUAUCCAAAUAAUCUACUGGAAAUAUUAGAUGCUAGCUCAACUUACGAUGGAAACACCCAAGAUAUCGUAGAACUAGUUAUUUAUCCUAUAUUUCGAAUUGCUCUAUCAUGCUGCAAGGAAUCACCAAGAGAAAGAAUGAAGAUGGAUGCCGUCGUCAAGGAAUUGAACGCCAUAAAGAAGGCAUCCUCAGCUCAUGGAUAUGCCUGAUGCUGAAUUUCAAUCAACCAAGUAAUCUGGGUAUAAGUAAUCAUAUGUUCCUACAUUUGGUUAGGCCUUCUUGAGAAGUUACAGAAGCAAGUUUUUGUUUAUUAUGAAGUUCAUUAUAUAAUCACUAGCAUUAUUUCCUUUUUAUCGUGUAUGUUUAUCUCUUUCAAUUUUGUAUCUUUCUUUCUUCGCCACUGUCUCACCUACCCUCUGAAUUUACAUUUUACUCUC